AUGCAGUCGAUGGGUGACAGGACUCUAGCUGGUUUUUUGAGUGCAGAUUUAUCAAGUUUUAGUAAUGUACAAUCGAAAAAACAAUUUAAAAAAUCUUUUAGUGACAUGACAAAUAACUCGACUCACUCAAAAAAUAAUUCGACCAGCAAAAAAGAAGAUGAAACUGACCUAGCGCAAUAUUUUAAAGACAGUAUUAUAUCAUUUCCAAGAAAUGUAACAAGUCCAAAAAAAUCAAAUAGUCCACGAAAACCUGGUACUCCGAAAAAGUUAAACAGUCCAAGAAAGCCUAGAAGCCCGAAGAAAAAUAAUACGCAAAAGCCAGCUCUUGAUAUAAUUAUCGAAACCGUAAAACCAAAUCGUGUUAAAGAAAAUAAUAACUCGGAAAUUUUACACUCAACAGGUUCAAAAUUUUUUACCGAAACUGAAACUCCAGAUGGAUUGGAAGAAAAAAAUGAACCAGAUUGUCUAAAUGUGAGAGAAGAUUUAAUUGAACCAGAACCUUUAAAAGAUCAAGAUGAUUCGGAUACUGAUGACAUAUUUAACAUGAGUUUGGAACUUACAAGAUCAAGAGGAGUUGGUAACUCGAGAAGCCAAAAAAUGUUCCGUAAAGCUAAUCAAUUAAUUUUAAAUGAUAAUGAAAAACCAAAGAAUGACGUUCAAGUCUCACUUUUACAACGGUUAAGUAAUCAAUUAAGUCAAGAUCAUAUAGAUGCAAAAAUAAGCCCGUCAAGCAGUCAAGUAUCAGUUAGAAGUAAUGAUAAUAGUGAUAUAAAAUCUUUGAUAAAAUCACCGUCAAUUAUUUCGAGCCAAGAUCGUUUGAAAUUAGUUUACUGGGGUUUACCAUCAACUAUUUUACGACAAUAUGAAUCUCGUGGAGUAGUAAUGGUACGAGAAAAAAUGUACUACUUUCAAGAACUUUUAUCAGAAACUAGUAUUAAAGUUCAAGGUUUUAUGGGAGGUGUCCAUCCACAUGGAGGUUUUGCUGCAACUGAUUUAGCAAUUGCGACUAUUGAAAAAGCCAAUUCUUUGAUAAAUCAGCUUAUGGAAGAAAAAAAAUUAGAAACUCUUGGUGCAGUUGUAAUUGAUGAGUUACAUCUACUUGGUGAUCCUCACCGAGGUUAUUUAUUGGAGUUAUUAUUGACCAAGUUAAAAUAUAUGAUCUUAAAAGAAGAGCAUGUUCAGAUCCAACUGAUAGGAAUGUCUGCAACACUUCCAAAUCUUAGUUUGUUAGCAAACUGGCUGGACGCUGAGCUUUAUAACACCGAUUACCGACCAGUGCCACUGAAAGAACUUUGUAAAGUCGGUACUAAAAUUUAUGACAAUCAAUUGAAUAUUUUAAGAGAAUUAAAUCCAUAUUCAGAACUUCCUAAUGAUCCAGAUAAUAUUAUACAAUUAUGUUUAGAAACUGUUUUAGAUAGCCACAGUAUAUUGAUUUUUUGUCCAUCAAAAAACUGGUGUGAAAGUUUAGCAAAUCAAAUUGCCGCUGCAUUUUACAAAGUAGGAAGUGAGAAAUCCGAAUUAGCUGGUAAUUUACGUGAACAAUUAAGUAGAGAUGCAAUUAUAGAGAUACUUGAACAACUUAAACGUACUCCAGUUGGUUUGGAUAAAGUUUUGAAACAUACAGUGUCAUAUGGAGUAGCAUUUCAUCAUGCAGGGUUGACGAUGGACGAACGUGAUGUGAUUGAAGGUGCUUUUCGUACAGGAGCUCUGCGAGUCCUGACAGCAACGUCUACAUUAAGCAGCGGAGUUAAUUUACCAGCAAGAAGAGUAAUUAUUCGUACUCCGAUGUUUCACGGUAAAGUUAUUGAUACUCUGACUUAUAAACAAAUGAUCGGUAGAGCUGGACGAAUGGGUAAAGACACUGCCGGUGAAAGUAUUUUAGUUUGUAAACCAAUUGAACGGAAUACGGUGUCAAAUCUUCUAAAAUCUGACUUAAAACCUAUUGAAUCAUGUUUAGAAGGCUCUAGAUUAUUAGUUCGUGCUCUACUUGAAGCAGUGGCCAGUGAAGUUGCCUAUACAAUUACUGACAUUGAAGCCUACAUGGGUUGUACACUUUUAAAAUUUACAAAUGAUACGAGUCUAGUGGAAGAAAUGACCAAAGAAGCUAUUGAUUUUUUAGUUAGUAAUGAAUUAUUACUGAUACAACAAUCUGAUGGAGUACGUAGAUGGGUGGCUACUCCACUGGGAAAAGCUUGCUUAGCAGCUUCAGUACCACCAACAGAAGGAUUAUUUUUAUUUGAAGAACUUCAAAAAGCUCGAAGAUGUUUUGUACUGGAUACAGAACUCCAUGUGAUUUAUCUAGUGACCCCAUUUAAUUCAUCUAAUCUAAUCGGCCAAAUAGAUUGGUAUACGUAUCUAGAAUUAUGGAAAAAUAUUUCAGAGAGUGAGAGACGUGUUGGACAGCUUGUUGGAGUAAGUGAAGCCUAUUUAUUGUCAGCUGUAAAAUGUCAACCGAAACAAACCAAGACAUUGGACAUUCACAAACGUUUUUUCACAGCUUUGGCACUUCAUGAUCUUGUCAGAGAAGUGCCUUUACAUGUUGUUUGCAGAAAGUACGAUUGUGUCCGAGGUGUUAUUCAAAAUCUUCAACAGUCAUCUUCAACUUUUGCAGGAAUGGUCUCGCAGUUUUGUAAAAAGCUCGGGUGGAAUUGUAUUGAAUUGUUGGUCUCACAAUUUCAAACACGUCUACAGUUUGGAGUUUGUCGAGAAUUAUUGGAUCUUUUGCGACUACCAAUGUUAAAUGGAUUGAGAGCAAGAAGUCUUUUUAAAGAAGGUAUUACUACAGUAGCAGAGCUUGCUAGUGCUGAUGCAAUGGAUGUUGAGCGUGCAUUGUACAAAGCGUUACCAUUUGAGAGCGAGAAAGAACAAUGUGGCGAGCAUGAAACUGAAGCUGCAAGAAGAAGGGAAAUGAGAACUGUUUUCGUCACUGGUAAAGAUGGACUUACGCCAUGUCAAGCUGCUAUUAUGCUGGUUAAGGAAGCCAGAGCUUUGGUAGAGGCUGAAUUAGGAUUAGAACAAGUAGAGUGGAAUAAAAAGGAUCGGUCGAGAAGAGCAACUGGAUCUGAUUUAUCAAAAACAUUAUUAGAAGCAUCUCAAGUCAGCAAAUUAUCAGAGCCUGUCACUUUGUCUCGAGGUAAUUCUGAACUCAGUAGUGGCAGCAAUGUUUCAGAAAAUGCUUUGAUACCUUGUGCACAACCCGAAAUUCAAUCACAAGUAAUGAAUCCAAAUAUUGCUCAGGAGGAAGAUCAAGAAAAUAGUAUUGAAGACGACUUUGUGUUACAAAUUAACACUCCAGAUGUUAUUGAAGAUAUAACCGACGAUGAAGAAAACAAUUUUGAUCAACAAAUUAGUCAAGAAAAAACACAAGAAUCUGUUCCAGAAGAUGUUAUAGAAUCAGUUACAACUCCCAGUUCCUUGGUAACUUCAACUUCAAAUCGACGACAUUCAUAUUCACAGAGUCCUAGUUUAUUUGGCGAUAGUCUAAUCUUAGAUACACAAGAAUGCAAUCUUUUAGAUCAAAAUAUUGUCGAUUUAGAUAAUGUUGUGUUUGAUGAUACAAAUUUUUCUGUUGAUCAAGCCUCCAAAGGACAAAAAACAGAAGCAAGUACAAGCAAAAUCAAAUUAAAUAAGUCUGAAGAGCUACGGAAUGCAGAAGGAUCUCAAGUAACUUAUAAGUCAUUAAUAUGGAAUGAAGAUACUUGGAACUCUACGAGAAUUUCUUAUGAUGCUAAUAAACGUCUGCAAAAUCAAUUAGAUUUGUCAAAAACCUGUAGAGAAUCAGCGGUACAAAUUUUGAGACAAAAAAAAUCAAGAGACUGCAAUGAAAAUCGUACUCCGAAGAGGAAACGGUCUACUGAUUUAGAUAAAUUACAUAUAGCUGCUAAACGAAAGUACAAUUCUCCUACUGCUGAAAAAUCACCGAUAGCUAGUUUAAUUACUUAUGAAACUAACCGAAGACGAUCAACGGGUUCAAAUAAAUCUGAAGAUGACAUUAUUAGUCCUUCACAAACUAAGGAGUCUUUUGGGAUGAAUAAAAAAAAUCACUCAAAAAUAAAAAUAAUGUCCUUGAGAAAUCGUACUCAAAAAAAUAUUCAGGUAAUUGAAACUUCUAAUAUUAAUUUGCGAUCAAAAAACCAAGCUGAUAUAAAUUUAAUACCGACUACAUCUAAAUCUAAUCAAAUUCAAGCAGAAGUUCAAGUUCAUAAUGCGGCUGAUUCUGAGGAUGAUGACAUGUUUUUGUGCGAUGAUUCACCUUGCGUUGCUCCAAUUGUAAAGAAAAAUAUUCCAACAGAAACUACUUACUUAGUUGCUGAAAAAUCAAUUCCAUCUUCAGUGCUAAAAAGCAAAAGUGAAAAAAAUUUUGAUAAAAGAUCGCUGUUAAAAGAAUUAUCAAUUGUAAAUAUAUCUGAUAAGGUAAAAUUUAGUGAAUUUAAAAGUGAAAUUGAUAACAAGGAAGAAAUCGCGCUGGCGCUAGCAUGUGAAAUAUUUUCCCAUAAUAAUGUGGGUAUUGGAACUAAAAUAAUAAAUUAUCAAGCUUAUCAAGAUUCUAAAAAAAGAAUAGAAUAUACUGAUGGAGUUAGUGACAAUAGAAAACUUUGUGGAGUAGCAAUUACUUGGGGUGGGCAUAUUUACUAUCUUCCUUUUGAAAAUGUUCGUGAAACUAAUUGUAUAUCAGUGAAAGAACGUAUGUCAUUGUUAUCAAAAAUAUUAUCAACAAGUAAAUUAACUGUAAAAUGCUUCAAUCUCAAAGAAUCUUACAAAAUGCUGUACAAAUGCUGUGGAGUAACACCUUCAUGUAAAUUUAUUGAUAUAAUUACCUCAAAUUGGUUGUUAAAUUCUCACAUCACUUAUAAUAAUUUUGAGGAAUUAGCUAAAGAACAUUUACCUGAAAGUAAAAUCCAUUUAAAUAACAUCAAGCGUACUCCAAAUAAUACUGGACCGGGGCUGAAUGUCAGAAGCGAAGUACCAAGUAAAAUAAGAGCUGGUACUGAGGCUUUGCUGAGCUGGUUUCUUUUAGAUGGUUUUCAAGACAAAUUGAUAACGCAAGACCCUGUUUUACUAAAUACCUUCAAGGAAAUAGAGAUGGGAACAAUACAACUGCUGGCUCGUAUGGAAUUAACAGGAAUGGGAAUAAAUCAUCAGUCUCUAGAAGGAUUAUCAAAAGCUAUUAUUGAUGAAAUGUCACAGCUUCAAGGUCAAAUCUAUCGAUCAAUUGGAAAAAGUUUUAAUUUUUUAUCCUCUCGAGUUGUUUCAGAAGCUCUUGGCUUGAAUAAAGGCAAAAAAGCUUGUGCUAAUAAAGCAGUCCUCGAGCAAUGCAAUCAUCCAGUAGCUAAGAUGAUUAUUUAUUGGCGAAAGUUAAAUACCAUUCAUGUAAGAAAUAUUUGUCCUUUGCUACAACAUGCCGAAGGAUCCAACAGGAUACAUGGAAACUGUUACACCACAACAGAGACAGGCCGAAUUUCUAUGCAUGAACCGAAUCUUCAAAAUGUUCCUCGUGACUUCAAUGCACCUGAUAACAGUAAACUUUUCAGUAUCCGUACUGCUUUUAUUCCAGCGUUGGGAAACAUUUUGCUGUCUAGUGAUUACUGUCAAUUGGAAUUACGAAUAUUGGCACAUUUUUCCCAGGAGCCAAAACUCUGUAGCGUCUUGAAGAAGCCCGGAGAUGUAUUUAAGAAUAUUGCAGCACGUUGGUACAAUACAACUGAAUCAAGAGUUGAUGAUACAAUGAGGCAGAGAGCUAAACAAUUGUGCUACGGAAUGAUUUAUGGAAUGGGAAUAAAAACACUAGCUGAAACGCUUCAAGUAAACGAGACCGAAGCUCGAGAAUUCUUAGAGACUUUUAUGGGUGCUUAUCCUGGAAUUAAAAAAUGGCUAGUUGAAGCUCUUGAAGAAGCUAAGAAACAAGGAUACGUUACGACACUACUGAAACGCCGAAGAUUAUUGCCAGAUUUGAACAACGAGUCAUCAGCGCUGAGAGCUAAAGCUGAGAGACAAGCUAUUAAUACGAAAAUUCAGGGUUCUGCAGCGGAUAUUGCCAAAAAAGCGAUGAUUCUUAUUGAUGAAAGGUUAAAAAAAGAAUUUCCUGAUAUGUUGAUGGUUUUUUCUGGAACAGAUGCUAAGAGAAAACUCAGACGUAGUAGAGACACUUCACCAAGAGGCGCUUAUUUAGUUCUUCAACUUCACGAUGAGUUAAUUUAUGAAGUUAAUGCGGGCGAUCUUGAAAAAGUAACGAUAAUUAUCAAAGAGUCUAUGGAGCAUGCUUGUUCAUUAUCUGUACCCUUGCCCGUUAAAGUUAAAGUUGGAUCUGCUUGGGGUGAAUUGAAAGAAUACGAGUUUGAAACUUGUUAA
Cotesia congregata is the source of this 6348-nucleotide messenger RNA. NCBI's taxonomy places the organism in Eukaryota, Metazoa, Arthropoda, Insecta, Hymenoptera, Braconidae. The record is from the annotation of a GenBank genome assembly.